GCCUGUUUACUCUCAACCACACCUUUUCCCUUAUUCCCAGACCAAACAGGGACCAAUUUCUCUCUCCAUCAUGCCUAAGAUCACCCAAAUCUUCUUCGACUGCGACAAUACUCUUGUCCUGUCGGAGGAGCUGGCCUUCGAGGCCUGCGCCGACUUGGCCAACGAGAUCCUGGAAUCACAGGGCAUUCCCGAUCGCUACACCGGCGAGCAGCUCAUCAAGGACUUUGUCGGGCAGAACUUCCGCGGCAUGAUGAUCUCGCUGCAGGCCAAGUACAAGUUCGAAUUGGAUCACGAUGAGCUCGAGAGAUAUGUCACCAUGGAGGAGGACAAGGUUAUCGCCAAGCUGGAAGCCAAGGCCCAGCCAUGUGUUGGCGCUUGCGAGGUCCUGCAGAGACUCUACGAGUCCAAAAAGUACGACAUGGCAGUCGUCUCAUCCUCGGCUCUGCGUCGCGUGCGCGCUUCGAUCAAGAAGGUCGACCAGGAAAAGUACUUUGCCCACGACAUGGUUUUCAGUGCUGCUAGCUCGUUGCCGAAACCCACUUCCAAGCCUGACCCGGCUAUCUACCUUCAUGCUCUUGAAUACGUCAAGAAGACUGCCGCCGAAACCGUUGCUGUGGAGGACAGCAAGUCUGGCGCACUCUCCGCCAUUCGCGCCGGCAUUCCCGUCAUUGCCUACGUUGGUAGCUACAGCGGUGACAUGCGGGAGGAGAUGGGAAAGCGCCUGAUGGACCUCGGUGUCAAGAUUGUCAUGAACGAUUGGUCUCAAUUCGACAAGUGCAUGGAAUUUAUCGAGAGCGGAGCUGACAGCGAGAAUCCUCAGUCCAGCCUGUGA
Molecule: messenger RNA, 832 nt
Organism: Penicillium cinerascens
Lineage: Eukaryota; Fungi; Ascomycota; Eurotiomycetes; Eurotiales; Aspergillaceae
Product: HAD family hydrolase
Exons: 2
Coding region: 71-832 (253 amino acids)
Source: RefSeq, a predicted model, not a curated record